AGUGAUCAACAUCUUCUCCGGGGCAGUUUUUAUAACACUUUUAGAGAGUGAACCCAGGCGGUUCUUCUUUCUGUGCUCCUCCGACGACAGUGCUGCAAGCCGCGUUUUGCUUUUGUGCGAAACGACAGUGACACAUUCAUCACUAUGCGCAUUGUUACCACUGCCAACCUUUUCAAAUCACUCCACAACCUCCAGUUCAUCAGACUCACCUCUUCUCUCCCCCUUCUACUCAAAUUUUCAGAUAAACAUCAUGUUGAAACACCACCACACGGCGCCACCUAUUCACCGGAUAAUGAACACGUCGGAAAGUCAACGCUGGCAAUGGACCUCGCUUCCCUACUCGAGGAGCCUCCAUUGAAACCCAAGCCCAAGAGUAGGAUGGAGCAGAAGCGGUUUCUCGAGCUCCGAAUCAAAAAGAGGGUAAAAGAGCAACACUUCAAUGGCAAGUUCCACGACCUAAUGAAAACCGUGAUUUCUAAUGCAGAAACCCUUCGUGAUGCUUACAACUGCAUCAGGAUAAACGCGAACACACACGACGCGGCUUCGAGCCACGACGGUGCUUCCUUUUUGGAUGACCUAGCUGAAGAGCUUGGUAAAAGGGAUUUUGACGUGUGUGCCAAUACGUCGUCGUUCUCAACGAGGAGAGGUUCCGCGAACAAAGAGGUAUUGGUGCUUCCCAAUUUGAAGCUGAGGGUUGUACAGGAAGCGAUGAGAAUAGCCUUGGAGGUUGUUUACAAGCCUUAUUUUUCGAAGAUCUCGCACGGCUGCCGGAGCGGGAGGGGCCGUGCCGCCGCGUUGAAGUACGUGUGCAAGGGUGUUUUGAGCCCUGAUUGGUGGUUUACGAUGCUCGUGGUUAAGAAAUUGGAUGCUGCUGUGUUGGAGAAGAUGAUUUCUAUAAUGGAGGAUAAGAUAGAGGAUCCUUGUUUAUACGAUUUCAUUCGGAGCAUGUUUGAUGCUAGAGUGUUAAAUCUUGAGUUUGGGGGUUUCCCUAAGGGGCAUGGUCUUCCUCAGGAAGGGGUUUUGUCCCCUAUUCUGAUGAAUAUUUAUCUUGACCUCUUUGACAGUGAAUUUUGUAGGCUUUCGAUGAAAUAUGAAGGAAUAUGCAAUGGUGGAGGGUUAAAUGAUGGAGAUAGGUCUGGCUCCAUGUUGCGGGGUUGGUUCAGGAGACAGUUGGAUGGCAAUGAUGUUGUGAAGAGUUCUGGUGUGAAAGUUUACUCUUGUCGCCAUAUGGAUGAGAUGUUUUUUGCGGUUUCUGGUUCAAAGGAUGCCGCUGUUAGUUUUAUGUCUGAGGUCCGGAGUUAUUUGAAGAGUUCUUUGCUGUUGGAUGUGCGUGAUCAACCUGAUGUGUUUCCCUGUGAGGGGCCUCAUGGUAUCCGGUUUUUGGGAACUUUGGUGAAAAGAACUGUUAGGGAGAGUUCUGCUGUAAAAGCUGUUCACAAGUUAAAAGAGAAAGUGGAGCUAUUUACUUUGCAAAAGGUGGAGGCUUGGAAUUAUGGGACGGUUAGAAUUGGGAAGAAAUGGUUGGGUCAUGGUUUGAAGAAAGUUAAGGAAUCGGAAAUCAAACAUUUAGCUGAUAGUAGCUCCCUCCUGAACAAGGUUUCCUCUUUCCGCAAGUCUGGAAUGGAGACUGACCAUUGGUAUAAGCACUUAUUGAAGAUAUGGAUGCAAGAUGUUCAAGCGAAAAAUGCCAAGAGUGAAGAAAGUAUCUUAUCUAAGUGUGUUGCAGAACCGGCUCUUCCACAGGAGCUAAACGAUUCCUUUUAUGAAUUUAUAAAGCAGGCAGAGCUGUAUAUAUCUGCCGAGGCAGAUUCUAUUCUCAAGCUUUUGCCAAAUAAUAACAGCUCAAUAGAACAUCCUUUAGCAAAAACUGAAAUUAUUGCUCCUAUCCAUGCCAUAAAAAUGCGUCUCCUGAGAUAUGGAUUGACUACAUCUAAGGGAUUCCCCCGAUCUGCCAAUUUACUUAUCAUGCUAGAUACAACUGAAAUCAUUGACUGGUUUUCAGGGAUUUCUUGCCGCUGGCUGAAAUGGCAUGAAAAUUGUGCCAACUUUGAUGAGAUAAAGCUCUUGAUUUCAAAUCAUGUUAGGAAAUCAUGCAUUCGUACUUUAGCAGCAAAGUAUCGGGUACAUGAAACUGAGAUAGAAAAGCAGUUUGAUGUAGAACUUAGCAGGAUUCCAUCAACACAGGACAUUGAGAAGGAGAUGACAAAUGAAGCAUUGGAUGCUCAAGCUUUUGAUAAUGAUGAAGCAUUAAUGUAUGGAAUUGCUUAUAGCGGUUUGUGUUUGUUGUCUCUAGCAAGAAUUGUUACCCAGGCAAGACCAUGUAAUUGCUUUGUAAUAGGGUGCUCAUCUUCAGCACCUAGAGUCUAUACUCUUCAUGUAAUGGAAAGGCAAAAGUCUCCAAGCUGGAAGACUGGAUUUUCAACUUGCAUUCACCCAAGCUUAAAUAAACGACGAGUAGGGUUGUGUAAGCAGCAUUUGAGGGAUUUGUAUCUUGGCCAUAUAUCACUUCAGUCCAUUGAUUUCAGAGCAUGGAAGUCAUAAAUUAUAUUUGAAGCUUUAUCAAUAUGUUUGCAUUUUGGUCACUUAUUAUUUAGUUCAUUGAUGAUGAAGGUACUGUUGAAAAUGAGGUGUAAGAUGGAAUCCAAUACUUCCUACUUAUCAUCAGAUUUUCUUAAAGUACAAAGGGCAAGUGUUUUUCCCGUUGAUGAUCUUGGUGCAUUUUUCAAAUUAUGGAUGCAACACUAGCAGUCAGGGACUCAUUUGUUAAGUUGAGGGAAUUGCCCAAGAACUAAAGUUAUUUAUUUGUCCUCCUAUGUAAGGUGAGCACUAAGCAUCAUUUCAUCUAUUAGUAACCAUGCAUAAAUUGAUUUCCCCGCAUCAAUGCCGCUUCAUAGUGAUUGGCUAAGAUGUUUUAACCGAUAGCCAUUUGACAUCAAUGUUCGAUACCAAGGCUAAGGGAUGGAAAAAGACUAGUUCUUUUGGGGUGAAAAUGAAGACUGAGGAAUUAUGAUAUUCACUAAAGAGAGAUUAGGGAUAUAGGAGAGAGAAUGAAUAAGAACAAUUUUGUUGAUGUUUGAUUGAUUGAUAAACAAAACAAGGCUAGAAUUUUUCCUCCAAGGAUUUCCCCUUUAACAAAAGGUUUCCUGUUUUACAACUGAGCUAUUUCUUGUUUAUGCAAUACUAACAAAUCUGGAUUCCCUCUUCUACCCCUCUCCUACUAUUUAAAGCUAAACCCCAAAUUCCCUACUCUAAACCACUUUAGCUGUGCUUAUUGUUGUAAGACUACCCUAACUGAUUAUUCUCUGUGCCCCAUCAAGUUCCUUCUUAAAAUCCCUUACGAUUUUUUUUUUCCGUUUUCCAUGAAUAAGGAGUCAAAAACGGUUCAGGGCUCGGUUGUAAUUUUAUGGACUGACUUUUAAAUCCCACUGGCUGAACAUUAUCUAGCUAAAUGCAGCAAGUAAUCUUCUUUUUUUUCUUCCAUGAAUGGUAUACUUGUACAUUAUUUGGUAUCCGGUAUGGUCUGAUUUUUUAUUUAUUUUUUACAUUUCCCACUUAUUUGAUUUUAAAAACCAGACCAUAAUAGCUGGUUACCGUGAAUCUGAUAUGUCUUUAGGCCAAACACUCUCCAGCUCUUAGUCACAAUUCAAAACCCACAAAUUGAACUUUUUCAAGAUCUAUGAACACAAACUUUUGUCCUAGUUCCAAGUGAAGUUUUUUGCUUUAUUAUGUAAGAGUUGUAGCAGAAUUUUAUUUUUUUGUAGCCAAUUUACUUUAACAUUUAAUUCUUUUGCAUAGGCAUUGAAGGAUAAUGUAACAAAACAAAAAAAAAAUCAAAAACAUUUAUGCUAGCUUGUAAAACAAAAAAAAAAUCAAAAACAUUUAUGCUAGCUUGUGGAAAACUAUAGAGGUUGUGCAGUUUGAUUUGGACGGUUGAACUAUGGCUUGACAAGUUGCCACUUUCAUAAUUUUGAAGCUUCUCAAAAUACCUACAUCAAUCUCCAACUCGUUGAUGCCCACAGAAUAAUUUACAGGUUGAACUGGCUUAACCAUUUGUUUAGUUAUUUUGUAGUGAUCUUAUCUUCAAAAGUUCAAGAAUCUGCAAUGUAAUUAAUCCCAGUCAAUGUUAGAGAAGUGUAACAGUCACAGGUGUCAAGUGAGCAUAGAUGGAAGAGGAAAAAAAAAGAAGAGAAAAGUGAAUGGUGCUAGGUGAGAUUGUGGUUUGUGAGGGUCAACAUCUAUAUAAAUAUCAAUCUCAUGUUUAUUGAGAGUAUGGCAUUCACACUGCUUACAUGUUUAAGGGAAGGAGCUGGACAUUUCUACCGGAUAUAAGCUGCUUUAGAUCAAAUCAAAUUUUUCCCAAAGAUCUCUAACCAGCUAGUUAGGGUGAAUACAAAAAUAGAUCUCUUAGAGAAAAGUUUGGUAUGUUGUUUUUAUUUGAAAAAAUAACAUUAUCAUUAUUUAUUUAAGAUUACAACAUUUAAUUUGGUAA
Molecule: messenger RNA, 4489 nt
Organism: Glycine soja
Lineage: Eukaryota; Viridiplantae; Streptophyta; Magnoliopsida; Fabales; Fabaceae
Product: nuclear intron maturase 4, mitochondrial
Exons: 4
Coding region: 145-2541 (798 amino acids)
Biological process (GO): mRNA processing
Source: RefSeq, a predicted model, not a curated record